This is a messenger RNA of Wasmannia auropunctata (little fire ant), 1398 nucleotides long. RefSeq names its product CDC42 small effector protein homolog (gene Spec2). The record is from RefSeq and is a predicted model, not a curated record. Gene Ontology annotation, molecular function: small GTPase binding. The coding region runs from base 474 to 755 and encodes 93 amino acids. Gene Ontology annotation, biological process: regulation of Rho protein signal transduction. NCBI's taxonomy places the organism in Eukaryota, Metazoa, Arthropoda, Insecta, Hymenoptera, Formicidae. Gene Ontology annotation, cellular component: plasma membrane. The transcript has 3 exons.
UCCUCGUCGUCGUCCUCCGGUGUUGUUUGCGCCUCGCAGCAGGGGAGAAACCGAUGUCCUUCGCCGCCGCGGGCCGCGCGUGCCACGCCACGGAAAUGUUUGUUUUGCCGCCCGGCUCGUCGUCGGCCGUUGAGACCGGCGCGACGAGGGAUUGAGAUCAGCGCGCCGUGCCGUGCGUCGACUUAACCUGUACGCGCCGCGCGCGAGGUUUAACCUGAGGGACCCCCAGCGUGUGCGCAGAUCCGCGUGUGGUGCCGCGAGCCGUGGGGAGGAGCCGAGGGAUCCCCGUUGUCCUGCCGUCCCGAGCUGCUCCCGUUCCGAGUCCCGAGAGGGUUUUCCCCGAGCUUCCCUCUCCGGUGUUAUCGGGAGAUCGGACCUGAGCGACUCCGAGGCUUUCUUCUGUUAUCCACAUCCCGACGAAGAUCCCUGCGAGGACAGGACAUCUCCAGCGAGGCGAGGAGAGAGAGAGAGAGAUGGCCGGCGACAACGAGCUCUGGGUGCAGUGCUUCACGUGCUGCCUGCAGACGCCACGCGCGGCGAGGAGCGGCGCGGGCAGGCGGAACGGCGGCGGCAGACCGCCCCAUCAGAGGCUCAGGAUAGACCGCAGCAUGAUCGGCGUGCCCACCAACUUCAGGCACACCGCGCACAUCAGCAGCGGCGACAUCGACAUGUCGAUCGCCCAGCUGGCCGACCUCCAGGCGCAGAUGCAGCGGAAGAGCGGCUUCGACAGCGACUUCAACGCCAAGGCGUGCUGAGGAUAGGCUUCGCCAACGUCGCAGCAAGGAUAUUUAAUACAACCGAGACAGAGCGAGAGAGCUUCGACGAUGCGACGGAAGGAGACGACUGAUGUAUUCUUUUUGAUAUCCAUGUUCCUUACUCGUCCGACAGGCGAGCGCAUUUUUUUCCUCCAUUACGGACAAGUAUUGCAUUUUGUACGACGUUUUUAUUAAGGGAAAUUUACAUUACACCUGGACAAAUCUCGUGACUUCCAUUGAACGGAGAACUGCCAGAAAUAUUCCAUAGAUAAUCGUUUUACGAAUUUAAACUCUCUGCAUUUCCGAUAGGAGAUUAGACGCGUUGCGUCCGAAGGCGCCCUUGAAUGUUCUACAAAUACGUAUCCUAUAGAUCGUAAUGUGCCUUUUUUCAUCGGCGAUCUGACGUUCCACGCGGAAAAAAAAAAGAGUACGUACACAAAGAACGAGGAAAAAUAGAUCGCUUUAUUUGUAAAAUUACUUUUGUAAGAUUUAGAAGAUAUACAACGUAGACGCGUAAUUAGAGUAUAAGUAAUCGUAUCACAUAAUAUCACAUGAUAAUAUAAUUCUGUACACGCAACACUUAUCCUAUAUUGUGUCGAAUAUUGUUCGCGUAUAUAUAUAUAUAUAUUAAUAAUACAAGAGA